This is a messenger RNA of Cryptotermes secundus, 3610 nucleotides long. Its product is annotated as carboxypeptidase E. The transcript is spliced from 10 exons. Lineage: Eukaryota; Metazoa; Arthropoda; Insecta; Blattodea; Kalotermitidae. Gene Ontology annotation, biological process: proteolysis. Bases 149 to 1660 code for a protein of 503 amino acids. The record is from RefSeq and is a predicted model, not a curated record. Gene Ontology annotation, molecular function: zinc ion binding; metallocarboxypeptidase activity.
CGCAGUCUCCACCACAGGCAACGCUGUCUGCGUGUAUGCUGUCAUAUAAGUGAGCUAAAAUGCACAUCAGUAUACUUUAACGAGGUGCAAAAAAAGGAACUGAUUCCUAUUGUUGUUUGUGUUCACAGCGACUCGAACGCAGGACUCAAUGAUGGCACACAAAGGGGAGCAUUCCGGACAAUGUUCAUUCUUGACAGCUGCCAUUGUGAUUUGUGGGAUGCUGGCGACAUUUCACAGUGAAACAAAGGCCGCAGCAAUACCAGCCCCGGGACUUGAAUUCAGGCACCAUAACAAUGAAGAGAUCCCGCAGAUUCUGGCUUCUGUUCAUGCCAGAUGUCCGAACAUUACCAGGAUCUACACUCUGAGCGAGCGCUCUGUGCGAGGGCUUCCUCUCUACGUCAUUGAAUUCUCAACCACGCCCGGCUACCAUCAACUCUAUCACCCCGAAUUCAAAUACAUCGCCAACAUGCAUGGUAACGAGGUGCUGGGUCGAGAGUUGCUGCUGCACCUGGCUAACUACCUGUGUGAGCACUUCCUGGCGGGCGACCACGACAUCCAGAAGCUGAUCAAACUGACUCGCAUCCACUUGAUGCCAUCAAUGAACCCUGAUGGCUGGCAGCUCUCCACCGACACGGACCGCAAUGACUACCUCGUGGGGCGCGCCAACAACAACAGCGUGGAUCUGAACAGGAAUUUCCCCGACCUGGAUCGCAUCAUGUUUAGCAACGAGGAGGCGCAUGUGAACCACAACAACCACCUGCUGGAGCAAGUGGACCGUCUCAAGGAGCCGAUUCAGCCCGAGACAAAAGCAGUGAUGAGGUUGAUAAUGCAAGUGCCUUUUGUCCUGUCCGCAAAUCUCCAUGGCGGUGACCUAGUGGCCAACUAUCCAUAUGAUGCAAGCCGCUCCGGAGCCAUGACGGAGUACACCGAGAGUCCUGACGACCAGACCUUCAGGCACCUGGCUAUGACUUACGCCACGCAUCACAAGAACAUGGCGAACCCUAAGCGAAGCGGUUGUGGGGACGAUGGGUACAACUUCGGCAAGCAGGGUGGCAUCACCAAUGGGGCGGCCUGGUACAGCGUACAGGGAGGGAUGCAAGACUUCAACUAUCUGUCGUCCAACGACUUCGAGAUUACGCUGGAGCUCGGUUGUGACAAGUAUCCGUUGGCCUCGGCUCUCCAAGAGGAAUGGGAGAACAACAAGAAAGCACUUAUCCAGUACAUGUGGCAGGCUCACAUCGGUGUGAAGGGUCACGUCAGGGACGCAGUGACCGGUCAGCCGCUCCCCAAUACAAUAAUACACGUCAAGAACGUCACAGCGGGACGCAACGACGACAUUCUGCAUGACGUCACGUCCGUGCAUGACGGGGACUACUGGCGGUUGCUGACGCCGGGUCAGUAUAUAGUCACGGCUUAUCGGGAUGGCUACCAACCACUGAGCCACAGGGUCAGAGUGUAUGACCGCCCGCAUAUGGAGGCUCAGAGGGUUGAUUUCCAUCUGCAGCCCCUACUGCAGCUGAUGCAGUCAGCAAACAGUGACAGCAAAAGUGACUCAGAAUAUGAAGAAACAUAUGAUGAAACGAUGAGGAACAACAUUGUGAACAAACUACAGAAGAAAUGGCUGUUUAAUAAGUACAAGGAAUCCAUCUCAACCAACUAGGCAAAGUACCUGACUGGGAACAACCCUUCUCCUCCACCUACACUGCAAGACAUCAAACGUUAUUUACCAACUCCAUAGUAGCUUCUUAGAAUUAAAUUUCACACUUAUUUCCGUUUGUUCUCACAAACUACAUAAUUCUGUCUUAUUUGGUAACCAAAUACCAUUUGCAUAUGAUAUACUAGUAUUUAAGGAAAACCAUUGAUAUAGUUUAUUUUUGGAGCUAUAAAACAGCAAGCACUGAUGAAAGUCAUACAUAUAAAAUUAUGGAAAAGUAACAGACCAAGUGAUUUAAUGCAAUUAAUAAUCCCACACAGCCAGCCUCUUAGAAAUUAUUUAUUAAUUUUGGUAUGGCAAAAUCUUUUUUAUUGAAGAACUUUUACCCGAGAUUUUAGGUCAGUAACAACAAAUAUUAAAAAUGCAGCAAUACAGACAUGUGAGUGGGAAAUAUCUAGCACCAAUGAAUGUAAGGUUCUGAAAUUUUGUACGGUGGCAGACCUAUGAUAGAUAUGCAACUUUUUAUAAGAAUAAUUUCUAGCCCAAAAUAAAAAAAACAGAUUUACAAUGCAAAAGCUAGAGCUUUCCAACAGUGUAACACAUUACUGAUGCCAAUUUUCUCUUCUCCCCCUCCAAUAUGUUUUUAUCUCACUAGAAAGUCCAGUUAUGCUUCAAAAUACUGUUCUAUUUCCAGAACCAAGCUUUCUGCUGUCAUGUUUAUUGAUGCCCCAUCUUUCAUAAAGCCUUGGGUGGUGCUGAAAUUGCAUUCUUCUUAGUAAAAUUUAUUUCAGAAAAGAAACAUAUUAUGCAGGAACCAAAUUUAUGUCAGAUGAAGUUCUCAUAAAAUUAAGACAGGCCUUAGGUAUACAGGUUGUUAGGAUGGGAAGAAGAUGAAACUGGCUCAGCAUAAUGCCCAAUGGUGGGCUUUGGGAAUUAGCACUGUGAACAAAUGGGACUCCUUACUCUGCUGAAAAAUUAUCAGCACUACAGAGUUAAUCCUCCUGUGGAUGAGAUGUCUUAGUUCCUUAUCUAUAUUGUGCCAUACUUGAUUCCAACAGACUGAAUUAUAUAUGCAAAAGCCUCUUUUCCUUUUUUUUAAGGUCUUUUCCUGUUAUGUAUAUUAAUGGAAACCAUAUGUCCAACUAUUACUUUCAUGGAAAAAUACAACAAAUUCUAUCCUAUGCUCAAAGUCUACUAAGUAGAAAUAAUAGUGUUAACAAGUACAGAAUAUGACUGAGCUCAUUAGAAACAAAUGUUCAGUUCAAAUGUAUUCUUUCUUACAGACUCUUUGUUUAAACAGUAUCCUAUAAACAUUAGCCACUUGAUCAAACAUUAUUAAUUCACUUUAAAUUACUUACAUCAGUUGCCAUAUUUUUCAAAGUAUCUCACAUGACUGCAAACAUAAUGUGAAAGGUAAUUUAUUCCCAUGAACAAUAUUUUACAUUCUGAGCAUGUUUCUUUUUGCCAAACCAGUAGAAAGUGGAAAUUCUAAGUGUGUAUAGCCUUAGAAGUGAUCUUAUCCUCCAUGAAACUCACAGUGCAGGUUGGCUGUGUUUAAGUCAUAUCAACGAUGUGACCAAAUGAGUGCUGUAUAAAGACUGCAAGAUGAAAUAGGAAGGAGACAAAUGUAUCAUCAGAGCUUGGAAUGAAAUGAGUCACAAUAACGAUAAUUUUACCUUCAGAUUCCAGAGUUAACAGUUUUUGCCUUAAGGAAAAACAAGUUGCCCCUGACAGGCUUCCACUCAAGACUGUAGUUACCUUCAGGCCACUGGUCAUAUUGAUGAUCAUUAGCAUAAGAAAAAAAUAAAGAUUAGAAUGAAUUACUUUUAGAAUUAACAAUUGAAGCAGUCAUCCAGGCAUCAUAAACUAAAGUUUAAAACCAUCCUUAAGCCUCAAGAAAUAUAAGAAUUAAAAUUAAACUCUUGCUACACCAGCAACAAUUUGACUACACAAGAA